CGAAGCACGCAAAUUAUAGCACGAGGCUGUCACCGGCGCAUUCGAUACGGAUUUCAUAAUUUUUCGCGGUCUAAAAUUCACAACUAUCAGUUUUCGGAGCAAGCCUUUUUUCAGACCAAUUGAACAAACGUGUUUCUAUCUGUGUGGCUGGCCACCGUACGCCCUCAGCUUGCCUCUCGUUGCAGGUUUUUUUGAGAAGCCUUAAAAACACGCGUGAGUGAGUUCCCUCAUCAGUCGAGAUGGCACCGUGGUUGGAGUACUUCCUCUGGGGAACUCUCUCCUUGUACAUCACCCUUCCAUUCGGCCUUGCUGUGCUGGCCUACAUCAUCGCCUCCCUCUGCUCCAUGAAGGCGCGCUCCAACAAACAAGUUAAAGGAUUCGGCGGCCCUACUUCUCACUGGCUGAAGGGGAACAUCAAUGACAUAACAUUUGAUGGACAUGGUCUCGCGUUUCACAUACGCUGCACAGAGCGCUUUAAGACGGCUUACAGGGUCUGGUUUGGCCCGCUUAGGUCUGCUCUCGUGCUCUGUCACCCGGACACUGUCAAACCGGUCUUGUCCAAAAACGCCCCAAAAGAGAGGUUCUUCUACAAGUUUCUCUUCCCCUUUCUGGGCGAUGGACUAGGUCUACAGGAAGGCGCCAAAUGGUGGAACACUCGCAAACUCGUCACGCCUGCAUUUCAUUUCGACAUCCUCCGCCGAUAUGUGCCUAUCUUUCAGGAAUCUGCAAAAAUUCUCGUGGAGAAAUGGUCCCAGGCUUGCGGACCGAGUGGCCGUAAAGUGGAGCUUUUCCAGGACAUCAGUCUGAUGACUCUUGACUCCGUCCUCAAAUGCGCCUUCAGCUACUCUAGCAACUGUCAGACCGAGGGGAGACAUGACAAAUAUAUCAAGGCAAUCAAUGGCAUCGCGAAGGCUCUACUAGACAGGCUCUUGAAUCCAUUUUAUCACUUUGACUGGCUGUACCGACUGACGCCUGCGCGGAGCAAAUUCAUGAAGUAUUGUGAUCUCAUCCAUCAAAAAUCUGACGAGGUUAUUGAAAGCCGUCGACUCCUACAAAAGUCACCAUGUAAUGGUCACCACAAACGAAGCUACCGGGACUUCCUGGAUAUUCUACUUGAGGCAGAGGAUAUUAACGGCAAUGGGCUGAACAACGAGAAUAUUCGCGCCGAGGUGAACACAUUCAUGUUUGCGGGGCACGACACAGUGGCUAGUGCGCUUUGUUGGACUCUGUACUGUCUUGCCGCGAACGAGGAGCACCAGCGCAUUUGCCAAAAGGAGAUAGACGAGUGCUUCGCCAACAAACCGAGUGAAGACCUGGACUGGGAUGACAUCAACAAUAUGAACUAUUUGAGCAUGUGUAUGAAAGAAUCCAUGCGACUGUUUUCUCCCGUGCCUGUGAUUGGUCGGACACUUGACGAAGAGUACGUGAUUGACGGAAAGCGUGUCCCGGAAGGCACCUUUGUUCUUGUCUGUAUCUACGCAGUUCACAGAAACCCACAUGUCUGGGAAAAACCACAGAUGUUUAACCCAAGAAGAUUUGAGACGGAUACGGUAGAGGGGCGUUCGGCUUACGCCUUCAUCCCAUUCUCAGGGGGGCCUAGAAACUGCAUGGGCAAGAACUUUGGUCAGACGGAAAUGAAGACAAGUCUUGCCACCAUACUACACAAGUUCGACCUUUCCGUGGAUCCUGAGGAUCUCAUCCACGAAGAAGACGAUCUCUUCCCAGAACUGGUCUUACGGAGCAAGAAUGGAGUCAGGAUAAACGUCAAGCCACGGGCUUCCUGUGGUUAGAUCCGCCCUAGUAUCCACGGGGCCUGGACCUAAUAUAUUUAUUACAAUUUUAACAAAGUAGUGGGCAAUUUAACAUUACUGCUCUUGCGAGAAAUUAAAGACAGUUAGCUGGACGGCGGUGGAAUAGAGUUUCCUGUGUCAUAAUAGUGAAAUGGAGGAUCUAAGAUUUCUCAAUCAAAACUUCAAACAGUCAAGUUAAAUUGCUGUGCGAAAAUGACAAAAAAUUGCAUGUUUACAGUUAUCGAUUUAUAGAUUGCGCUAAGACGGAGUAAAAGAUAAAAUAGUGACUGAUUAACUGGUAAGAGACCAGAGGGUUUGCGCAAGGAGAGAUAUGCAAAGAUUACGAUAUUUUGCUGUGAUAAGAAAAUAACCCUUUUAGGCGGUAGAGGGCAAGUGUACCGACUCCUAGCUUCGCGCUAGUGAGCAUUUUUCUUAACGUCUGUAUAGAAAAAGGGAAUUGGAAAUUAAGGGGGCGGAGGCAACAAUACUUGUCUGUAUUUGUCGCUAUGUUCGUCUCUGUCUUUUAGUCACGAAUUGCUUUUUUAAACCUUGCCGUUUACCGAAAAGCCAUCUAAUUAUCAUAUUACAUUAUCAAUAACGCUGUGAUGCGUUCCAACUAUAUAUGCUUUGUUACGAAGUUCGGUAGUAACCACAGUUACAUCUAUGGGAGUAUCUUGUUUAGAGAUUUUUUAAACUUAUCAUAUAUCCAUGUAUGAAUUGUAUAAUUACAUAGGCUCAUCACAUGUUCUAUCCUCUAAUAUAAAAGCACUUAGAGUAAUACUCACUGGGGCGGAUCCAGGAUUUCUCGAAGGGGAGGGGGGGCUGGGGCAUAUUGAAGGGAGAGGAGGGGGCGUCAGCAAAUGUAACACAUAUGUCGGGUGGUACUUGUGAACUUCAGGAAUUCAUUUGUUUUAAAAUUUUGGUGGAAGGGGACUUUCAUCGAACCCCUGGAUCCGCCACUGGUUUACUCUAACUUUGGGAUGGGUCGGGGCAACCAAUGUGUUUUAUAUAGUGAAAGCCCACUCUGGGAACUCGACAUUGUCGCCACGGGGCUGGUCGCUCAUGAGAGUGGGCUCUCGUGACCAACCACGCCCUUCAAAACAAUGUAAGCUGAUAACCAAAACCAGAUUGGUAACGAUAAAAAACAAUAAACCAUGUUUAAGUAUAA
Nematostella vectensis (starlet sea anemone) is the source of this 2958-nucleotide messenger RNA. Its product is annotated as cytochrome P450 4F1. The record is from RefSeq and is a predicted model, not a curated record. The coding region runs from base 240 to 1790 and encodes 516 amino acids. Lineage: Eukaryota; Metazoa; Cnidaria; Anthozoa; Actiniaria; Edwardsiidae. The transcript is spliced from 16 exons. Gene Ontology annotation, molecular function: iron ion binding; heme binding; oxidoreductase activity, acting on paired donors, with incorporation or reduction of molecular oxygen.